AUGAAUCAACAAAACGAAAGAGAUAUAGAGUUAAGAGAGCAAGACCGUUGGUUACCAAUAGCUAAUGUUGCUAGAAUAAUGAAAAAUACCUUACCUCCUACAGCAAAAGUUUCAAAAGAUGCUAAGGAAUGUAUGCAAGAAUGUGUUUCUGAAUUCAUAUCGUUCAUAACAAGCGAAGCAAGUGACAAAUGUUUAAAAGAAAAGAGAAAGACCAUCAAUGGGGAAGAUAUAUUAUAUUCAAUGUACGAUUUGGGAUUUGAGAAUUAUGCAGAAGUCUUGAAGAUUUAUCUUGCCAAAUACCGAGAAGCGAGAAAGUAG
Candida dubliniensis CD36 is the source of this 318-nucleotide messenger RNA. RefSeq names its product Hap31p (gene HAP31). NCBI's taxonomy places the organism in Eukaryota, Fungi, Ascomycota, Pichiomycetes, Serinales, Debaryomycetaceae. The transcript has a single exon. The coding region runs from base 1 to 318 and encodes 105 amino acids. Gene Ontology annotation, molecular function: RNA polymerase II cis-regulatory region sequence-specific DNA binding; DNA-binding transcription activator activity, RNA polymerase II-specific; protein heterodimerization activity. Gene Ontology annotation, cellular component: nucleus; CCAAT-binding factor complex. The record is from RefSeq and is a predicted model, not a curated record. Gene Ontology annotation, biological process: regulation of transcription by RNA polymerase II.